This is a messenger RNA of Colletotrichum spaethianum, 720 nucleotides long. Its product is annotated as protein-L-isoaspartate(D-aspartate) O-methyltransferase. Gene Ontology annotation, biological process: protein modification process. Lineage: Eukaryota; Fungi; Ascomycota; Sordariomycetes; Glomerellales; Glomerellaceae. The coding region runs from base 1 to 720 and encodes 239 amino acids. The record is from RefSeq and is a predicted model, not a curated record. Gene Ontology annotation, molecular function: protein-L-isoaspartate (D-aspartate) O-methyltransferase activity. The transcript is spliced from 3 exons. Gene Ontology annotation, cellular component: cytoplasm.
AUGGCCUGGCGAAGCUCCGGUGCUACGAACCAGGAGUUGGUGGAGAACAUGUGGAAGCGUGGGCUUAUCAAGGACCAAAGGGUCAAGGACGCAUUCCUCAAGGUCGACCGCGCACACUAUGCCCCCAGCGCACCCUACCAAGACUCCCCCCAAUCCAUAGGCUACAAGGCCACCAUCUCGGCCCCCCACAUGCACGCCACGGCCGCCGAAUCCCUCCUACCGCACAUUAUCCCGUCCGACAAGAAGCCUGCACCGCGGGUGCUCGACAUUGGCUCCGGGUCGGGGUACUUGACGCACCUCCUCGCCGAGCUCACAGGGGACAAGGGGCUUGUCGUGGGGUUGGAACACAUCCAGGCGCUGCGGGAGCUGGGCGAGAAGAACAUGGGCAAGAGCGCCGAGGGGAGGACGUUAUUGGAAAGUGGGCGGGUGAGGUUCCGCGUCGGAGACGGGAGAAAGGGGUGGGUUGAGGCGCCGAGGGAGGGGGAAGAGGGCGCCGGGACCGGCUGGGACGCCAUCCAUGUCGGGGCCGCUGCGGUGGAGCUUCACCAGGAGCUGGUGGAUCAACUCCGGGCACCGGGGAGGAUGUUCAUCCCCGUCGAGGACGACAAUGGCCACGGUCAGUAUGUGUGGGCUAUCGACAAGAAGGAAGACGGGUCUGUCGUCAAGGAGAGGCUGUUCGGGGUUCGAUACGUGCCUCUGACUGAUGCGCCCAAGACGUAA